UCUACGAGCGUGUGUCCUAUUCUCACACCCAGGCAAUAUCCCUUUGAUACAUUCCGUAUUAACACCACCUAGACGAAUUACACACAAACUUUUGUGUUGUAAUUAUAGUCUUGUAAAGUAAUGAUUGCCAUGUAACUUGCAAUUACAAUCUCAACGACAUUUUAGGUUAUGUUGCACUUUACAACAAAAAGCAUGUAUCCAGACCUGUGCACUAAUGUUUUUCUCCUUUUCGUUUUACAUAGCCCAGGAGUGUAUCAAUUAAAUCAAUUUCUCAAUUCUCAUGUCUUUUCUUCAAAAGAUAUAAAAGACAGCUUUAUUUUCAUUUAAAACAACUAGAAACUCAAAAAUUUUCCUUGUACAGUCCCACGUACGCCACAUUACUUUUUCGGAGUAAUAUUCAGUGAAGAAAAAUUACGUCCUAUUUUAUAUGGGGUUCCACCGGGGACUGCCGAAAAGAACCGAAGUUAUCCGAGUUCAAAUUCAAGAAAACCGUUGUUUGCCACUGACCAUCGUUGCCAUCCGCAUAUCCGUCAAACAUCUUCCCAAAGCACGAAAGAGUUUAAGAAGAAGACUGCAGGAUCGUUUUGAAGAUGACUAUUCAACUGGGAAUAGUUCGUUUGGAAAGGAAACGAAGGGACCUGAAAAAAAAGAUUGUUCUGGUAAUUCUGGAUCGGGAAGAAGCUGGCACAACUUGAGUUUUGGAAAUGUCAGAACUGAUUCCAGGAAAGCUUUGCAGAACGGAGCUGAAAGGAUUUCGAAAACUAUUUCUAACGUUAAGGUUACUUUUGGCAAUAUCUCGCAGAGAUUCAAAAUAUCUACACGCAGGCGUCAUAGAUUAGAAGAACAGUUUACUCCAGAUGGGAGUGCUGCAAAAUCUGCAACCCCCCAGACUCGAUCCCGUCACUUACUGGGACGAACACCCACAAAGUUGUACAGUCCUUUUGGCAUUGAAUCUCCAAGGCGUGCUUGGGGGGCUUGGGGUAAAGAAAACUUCCCAUCAGAUUCUAAAAGCUCUGAAAAAUCUUUUAAGGACACUAAGCAAAAAAGAUUCUUUAGUCUCCCCAAACUAACUGGUUUUCGCAAUUUAAGAUAAACUUCAAUUUUCUCUCGAAAGCAAUACUCAACGGAAAAUACGUACAAAAUUGAGGAGUAAUUAUACGUACUAAUUAUUACUUCAAACUGAGUAGCUAUAUUGUAACAGUUUAUUAAAUAUGUAAUUUAUUUAAUUAUUUCCUUACAUUAGGUUACUUUGUUCAGUUUCAUUUUUAUCUAAAAGCUACAUAAGUGGAUAGGACAUGUCUAAUAAUAAAAUCUAUAAUAUACUCCUUUAAUUACCUUCAGAGAAAUAUAUUUGUUGUCUUUUAGAAUCAUUGGGUAGACAUUUUAUAACGAUCCAAAGAUAAACUAUUUACUGAAAAUUUGUCGGCAUUUUAUGAAAUCCACAAAUACUUUUGACCAAUAGUUUAAGGAGCAAAUGCAAUAAAUUAAACCACGAAAUCUUGCAGCGAUUGACUUUUUUCGAUUGAAUUGCAAACUGUUUGAUAAAUUUGCUCAAAAUCUUGUUCUUUGCAUCUUAAACUAUCAAAUUUACUUAUUUGACCAUGCAUUUCAUAAAACUCACAAAUAAAAUAGCUUACUAUGACAUGUCUAUUAAAAAAAAAACAGAUUUCGAGUUUUUGUAUUUUAUAAUUAUAGAUAUAAAAAAGAUCAACGAUAUCAAAUUCGCAGGUCGAAAAACUAUUUUUAUCUUACAAAAUGCUUGCCAAGCUUACUGUUGUGACAGUACUUGCCAAUCAAAGUACAAUGACGUUUGAACUGUUCGUCGAGUAAUAGAUUUUUAAUAAUAAGAAUAGUGUGAUUAGAAAGGUAUACGAUACAUAAUAAAAUAUUAAAUGUACUUUCAAGAAAAUCAAAAUACAGGUACUUAAACAUUUGAUUCUAGAAAAUGAUGUUUACUUGUCGUAAAGUGCACCUUAGUUAUACUAAUUUAGUAAAUCACAAAUAAUGAAGUCUGACUUUAGCGAUAAAUAGAUUAAGAUAAAAUUUCAAUAUCUGAUAAGUGAACUUAGAUAUAUACGUUUCAUACUAAAAUACCAGGUAUUAUGUACUAUCCAAAAAAGUUUUAACUCGUACAAAAGUUAUAAAAUUAGAGGCAAUUAGUCAGUAUUAAAAUUUUUUAUUUGCAAUUUCUAAUUCAUUGUGUUAAAGUUGAUAAUUACAAUUUGAUACAACAAAAAGUAGAGAACAAAUUUUUAUCAGCGGAUUGAAGAGGUUGAAAUUCCGCCGAGUUUACUUGAUUGAAAGCAGUUACUUGUAACUGAUGAAUUUUAUACUUUUAUCAAACUUAUUUUUAUAUUCAUCUAUACUACAAUUAUUUUUCUUGGUUCAAAUCCUGAUGAUUGAAUUUUAUUGUAUAUCAUUUAGAAGAUUAAUUAAAAUAAUUACUUAAAAAAAAUUCAGUGAACAGGAUUUUUUACAAGGAAAUGAAUAUAUUUAUAUUGCUUUUAGUGUUUUUCGAAAUUCACACCAUAUUUAUAAUCUACGGAUAACUAAUUUACAUAUAAGCUUGUUUACGGCGAAAGUGUAACUUUUUAUAUUCAAAUAAAAUAAAAAUAUUUU
This is a messenger RNA of Belonocnema kinseyi, 2619 nucleotides long. RefSeq lists its product as uncharacterized. The coding region runs from base 428 to 1093 and encodes 221 amino acids. The record is from RefSeq and is a predicted model, not a curated record. NCBI's taxonomy places the organism in Eukaryota, Metazoa, Arthropoda, Insecta, Hymenoptera, Cynipidae. The transcript has 3 exons.